AUGGAUCUGGUCGAAGGCCUACCACCGUCAUGCUACUAUGUUCCCAGUUUCAUUACCCCGUCGGAGGAGGAGCACAUCCUCAACGCCAUUCACAAGCUGCCCGAGUCACGGUGGACUGUCCUAAGCCAUCGGCGUCUGUUGUCCCUACCCUCCACCUUGACCGGUUCUGCCCGUGAUACUCUCCUUGCUGCCCCCAUGCCAGCUUUCCUCGAUGCGAUAGUCACCCGUCUCCAACAAGGCCAAUAUUUUGAGACUUCUACACACAAGGCCCCAAACCACGUCCUGAUCAACGAGUACAAACCAGGAGAAGGAAUCAUGCCUCAUGAAGAUGGGCCUGCAUACGACCCUAUCACUGCGACAGUGAGCCUGGGCAGUCAUACUGUACUCGAGGUCUACAAGAAGAAUGAAGGCGGCGAACGAGAAGUGAAGCCCACAUGGCGAAUCUUGCAGGAGCCUCGCAGUCUGCUGGUGACCACGGGCGAAAUGUACGUCACCACACUGCACGGCAUUUCUGAGAUCCAGAUGGACGAGGAUCUGGACACCAAACAGAUCAUCAAUUGGCAUCUUCUCGGAGACCGACGACCGUAUAACACCGGACAAGCUCGGCGGCAAACGCGCAUCAGUCUCACCUUACGUGACGUGAUCAAGGUUGCCAACCUAGGGGGUGCUUUGAAAUUCAUGAACAAAAGGCCAUAA
Molecule: messenger RNA, 696 nt
Organism: Cladophialophora psammophila CBS 110553
Lineage: Eukaryota; Fungi; Ascomycota; Eurotiomycetes; Chaetothyriales; Herpotrichiellaceae
Exons: 1
Coding region: 1-696 (231 amino acids)
Source: RefSeq, a predicted model, not a curated record